GCGGCGGGUCAGGUAUAAAAUCACCAGAGAGAGGAGAAAGCAGAAAGGGGUGGGUAUAGACAAGGGGAGACCCACAGACGGAUUUGAACGUCGGAAACCCUAGCUAGCCCUCUAAAAUCCCAAAUCCUUUUCCCUCGCCGUGAGGCGGCUAGCGCAGGAUCCCCGGCGCCAAAGCCACUGAACUUUCUAAGCGGAGCGGCGGCUUCUGAGUAGCAGCCUGCUGGCCUGUCGGCUCAUGCCGCGCGUCGCGCCGCGGAGACAUGGUGCUGCUCAGGCGCAUCUCCAUCGCCCUGACGGCCGCGGUGGCGGCUCUGGGCUCCGCUCUGUUCAUCGCCUGGAACUAUUUCUACCGCAGGCGCGUCUGGUCCCCGGAGAUGGACUACUACAGGAUCCCAGAGGAGGAGCAGGAGCACCAGGAGAGGCAGGUGCUUGUCCUGGGCCUGGAUGGAGCUGGGAAAAGCAGCGUGCUGCAGGGCCUGUCGGGAGAAGGGGUGAAAAGAGGCUGUGGCCCAACAAGGGGUUUCAACUUCAUGAGCCUGAACACGCCAGCCUGCCAGCUGGACUUCCUGGAGAUCGGAGGCUGUGAGAACCUGCGGUCCUACUGGGUUGAGUACCUGCGGAGAGUGCACAUCCUGGUCUACGUGGUGGACUCUGCGGACCGAGACAGGCUGCCUCUUGCCAAAGAGGAGCUCCAUCGCCUCCUGAGGGCCAACUCCCAGCUGCCACUCGUGGUCCUGGGAAACAAGCAGGACCAGCCCGAGGCGCUCGGCGUGUCGCAGCUGCACGACGCCCUCGCCCUGGACGCCGUGGGGGACGAGAGGCGCUCCUUCCUCCUGGCCGUCCAGCUGGCGGCGGACGGACCGGACACCCCCGGCAGCCUGCAGGCCCUGCGGGAGCUGCUCCUGCAGCUGGUCUCGCCCCUCUGAGGGCUCGGUGCCGCGGGAGAGGCUCGACGGCACGACUCGUCCCCAAGGUCCUAUUCUUUUCUUCUUCAGAGGACAAUUAAGAACUCUUGCUUCUUUAAAUUAUGGGUAGCAUCUUGGACUGGUCCUGGCAAUGGUGGAAGCUCGUCUUAAAGGCAUUAUGGUUUGGUAAGAGUGAAACUACAGACACCAUUUUCACAUGGGGCCAUUUAAUGCAGAUAUCAAGGAUGCUUUAAAAACAUCACAUUUCACAUAAGAUGGAUUUAAAGCAUCACAUCAAUCAAUAGUCUUUGAGGGACUAGAAACAAGCUCCUGUAGCUAGGAACACUAAGACAUGAACUGGCUUCUCCAAGAAUUGAAGUUACCAGUUCUACUAACUUCUGCUACUUGGACACUGUAAUUGGAAUGACAGAGUUUCUGUCAUUCACAGGUGAGGCACAGUGGAGAUAACCAAGAAACACAAUUGGCUCAGUUUUCUCUCUGUGUAUACCUGUGGAAUGGGUUAUCAUCCAGUGUCUCCCAGUUUACUCCAGGUGGGGCUGCACACUGGUGGUGGUGGAGGGGAUCCCCAUUACCUGUAAAGCGCUUUGAGUGGAGUGUCCAGAAAAGCGCUAUAUAAGUGUAAGAAAUUAUUAUUAUUAUUUACUCAGGUGGUGCCUUGCAGAUGGAGCUCGGAUGCUGGUUACCAAUUCUCCCAGUCUAAUAACACUCUGCUUGAGUUGUUAAACACUGUAGAUUUUGAUAAGAGCAAUCACUUAUUGGUGCAUAGAGGUUUUUUUUACUUAAAGUUUUUAUUACAUUUGUCAUGUUUUUUUUACUUCCAUUAUUUAAAAGGUUAUAUUUUACUAUAUAUCAUGCAAUGUUAGGGACUUCAGGAUCCAAUAUGCAAUGAGAAAAGUAUAUAUACUAUUUAACAUUAAAGCUGUUGUGCUUUCAUGUUCCAAUUUGCACAUGCAAACUCUGUGCAAGUUGCACCUUUUAGGAAUUCCUAAUUGUGCACAAGCACUAAUUGUGUUUCCAGAACUACAGUCUGCUUCUCAUCCAAGUCAUUGGAAUAUCACCACGACAGUUCCUCUCCAGUUUGCAUUCUUAUUUUUUCUCCAACGUGAUGAUCCAGGGAGAGGUUUCGCAGCACGCUAGUGCCCCCCAGUUACUGGAUAACUGUUCAUGUUCAUGUGGGUUUCCUCCCACAGACGGAAGACAUGCGGGUGGGUUAAUUGGCUUCUGGGAAAGAUUGCCCUG
Molecule: messenger RNA, 2165 nt
Organism: Lepisosteus oculatus (spotted gar)
Lineage: Eukaryota; Metazoa; Chordata; Actinopteri; Semionotiformes; Lepisosteidae
Gene: arl10
Product: ADP-ribosylation factor-like 10
Molecular function (GO): GTPase activity; GTP binding
Source: RefSeq, a predicted model, not a curated record